Messenger RNA from Varanus komodoensis (Komodo dragon), 2865 nucleotides. RefSeq names its product DNA damage inducible 1 homolog 2 (gene DDI2). The record is from RefSeq and is a predicted model, not a curated record. The transcript has 7 exons. Lineage: Eukaryota; Metazoa; Chordata; Lepidosauria; Squamata; Varanidae. Gene Ontology annotation, biological process: proteolysis. Gene Ontology annotation, molecular function: aspartic-type endopeptidase activity. The coding region runs from base 16 to 1473 and encodes 485 amino acids.
ACGAAGGCCACUUCCAUGUCAGAGCAAGGUGAUGCCUGCGUGGCUCGGGAGAGCAUGAGCUCGGCUUUGGCCGAGGACAACGUGGCCGCGUUUCCCCUGUGCUCGGCGGGCUGCUUGGGAGGUUCUCUGUCCUCUGCCUUGGAGACAGCGGUGAGUCUCGGGCGUGUUUGGCAGCCGUGUCCCCCGGGCCAGGUCUGGCCAGGUGCGCCCUCCCCUCCCAAAGAUGUCCUGGGCUCGGAGAGCCCUUUCCGCGUUGCGGGGCUUCGUGGCACAUCCCUCCGAGCGCGGAGCAUGCGUCUCACUCCAUCCCCUCCUCUUCCAGAUCGUCUAUGCGGAGCGGCCGCUGACGGACAACCGCCGGUCGCUGGCGUCCUACGGCUUGAAAGACGGGGAUGUGGUGAUCUUGCAGCAAGUGGAGAACGCGGAGGUUUGCCCAGGAUAGACUUCAGCAGCAUCGCGGUGCCUGGGACGUCGGCCCAGCCGCCCCCGCCGCCCCCGCCGCAGCAGCCUGCUCCGGGGCCCCGGCCCUCUCCGCCCGAGCUCCCCACCGCCCCACAGGGCCUGGACAACCCGGGGCUGCUGCGGGACAUGCUCCUGGCCAACCCGCAUGAGCUUUCCCUGCUGAAGGAGCGCAACCCACCCCUGGCAGAGGCUCUGCUCAGCGGGGACCUCGAAAAGUUUACCCGGGUUCUGCUGGAGCAGCAGCAGGAUCGAGCCCGCAGGGAGCAGGAGAGGAUCCGCCUGUUCUCCGCCGACCCGUUUGACCUCGAGGCGCAGGCCAAGAUCGAGGAGGACAUCAGGCAGCAGAACAUCGAGGAGAACAUGACGAUCGCCAUGGAGGAGGCGCCGGAGAGCUUCGGCCAGGUGGUGAUGCUCUACAUCAACUGCAAAGUGAACGGGCACCCGGUCAAGGCCUUCGUGGAUUCAGGCGCACAGAUGACCAUCAUGAGCCAGGCUUGUGCGGAGAGGUGCAACAUCAUGCGGCUGGUGGACCGGCGCUGGGCGGGCAUCGCGAAAGGGGUGGGCACCCAGAAGAUCAUUGGGCGCGUGCACCUUGCCCAGGUCCAGAUCGAGGGCGACUUCCUGCCGUGCUCGUUCUCCAUCCUGGAGGAGCAGCCCAUGGACAUGCUGCUGGGGCUCGACAUGCUGAAGCGCCACCAGUGCUCCAUCGACCUCAAGAAGAACGUCCUGGUGAUCGGCACCACGGGCUCGCAGACGACCUUCCUGCCCGAGGGGGAGCUCCCCGAGUGCGCGCGGCUGGCCUACGGGGCCGGGCGGGAAGACGUGCGGCCGGAGGAGAUCGCCGACCAGGAGCUGGCGGAAGCUCUGCAGAAGUCCGUCGAGGAAGCAGUUGCUGCCGGAUUUUUCCAAGAGCGCCACGUCAGCCGAGCGGAUGGGAGGGCGCGGCCGCGAGGGCGCCACAGGGGCUCCGGAUGUGCCGCCCACCGCAGGUCCCUGUGCAUCCUCCUCUAGGAGCCGCUUCCCCACCCCAGGAGUCGCUCGCCGCCGCGCUGGUUCGGACAUUAAAGCUGCUGCCUCGAGUGCCAAGCGUGGUCUUGAGUUGUGUUCACGCCUUGGGGCACCGGACCGGAGAGGGCGGGUGCAGCCGGAUGACGCCGGGGAGCCCCCGCUGCCGGGCUCUUAGCAGGGCCUUCCCGGGUCGUCCGUCCAGGCGCUGGGCCGGGCAGGCAGGAUCUCUGCCGCGGCAGCAACCGCAGCCCUUCCACCCCGCGCUCUUGAAGACCCUGGGCAUUGGCCGAGGGGCUGCUGACGGGCUGUGCGGGCACCGGGCCCGUCUGGGCGGCGCUCCGGCCCCUUACUGUGGCCCCCCGGCCCCCUCCCGCACGCCUUUCUCUCCUCCUCUUGGCCAGAGCCAGCGCAGCUCAGCUUAGCAAACCGCAGCCUCGUGGCUGGUGAGUCCCUCGCUUCCCCGUCCCUUGCCAGCCUCGUCCUAAAGAUCUGGGCCGGUCACGUUCAAGUCACGCCCAGAGGAGGAAGCGUGCACCGUGUGCCUUCUUUGGACAGCGGCCUGGAGCAUUCCUUUUGGGAAAAAGACGGCAUUCCAGACCAGGAAAGGAGCUAGCCAGCGUGGUAGCUGUUCCCGUCUAGCCCUGCUUAAUCUUGAUUCCUGUGGCCCAUCGCAGAGGCGUGCAGGCGUAGGGACCCUGGCAGUGAGAGAUUUGCAGAGGCGGGCUGUGCCUGCCUGCUCUGACACGUCCAGCCAGCGCCAUGUCCAGCUUCUUGUGUAGGAAGGAAGGAGGCAGAGGAGAGCCCGAGGCCCGCCAGGGUCUUCUUUCCGUCACACACUCUCUCAAAGAGCAGCGAGGUCUGGAUGGCAGGAGAGCAGAGAGGAAAGCGGGCAAGGAGAACUGGCCACGAGCGAGAGCUGCCUGGCACCCGCCUUGGGCUGGCGCAGAAGCUUGGCCAGGACCUUCGUGCAACACGGGCGCUCCAGCGUUUGCUGGGCGUGGGCAUGGACACGGCUUCCCCAACAUGCCACCUUUCUGUCCCCGCGGAGCGCCUCCACCUCCUGCUAGUACAGCCUCGGGCUUUGCUUUCCGCAUGGGCCUGGCUUGGUUCCAUGUGGGCCAACUGGAGGACAGAGGCAGAGCAGAGAGCAGGCCCAGGAAGGAGGCAGCAAGUCCAGCGAGGCCGAGCCUAGGGAGCAGAAGCAGCCACCCAGGGCCCCCGCCAGAGCAGACUCCGCCCGGAGAGCAGCGACUUCUCGGUCGACGAGAGGAGCCCGGCCCUGCAUGCCGUGAGGAGAGGCGCGUGGCCCGGAGGAGCGGGCCGGGUCGAGGCAGGGAUGCCCAGAGGCGGCAGGGCCAGCGCUGGCUGCAUGCAUGCGGUGUUGCUAACACGAGU